Aquila chrysaetos chrysaetos is the source of this 2356-nucleotide messenger RNA. It is a transcript of the gene SLC3A2, whose product is annotated as solute carrier family 3 member 2. NCBI's taxonomy places the organism in Eukaryota, Metazoa, Chordata, Aves, Accipitriformes, Accipitridae. The record is from RefSeq and is a predicted model, not a curated record. Gene Ontology annotation, biological process: carbohydrate metabolic process; amino acid transport.
AUGGCCGGGGUCCGCCCCCCCCCCGGCCUCGUGCCCUUUGAUCCGUCCAGGCCCGGCGCCUGCACGGCGCCGGGGGCGGAGCGAGAGGCGUGGUUAGGGGCGUGGUCAGGAGGGAGAGGGCGUGGUCGAGCGGAGUAUAAAAGCCGGCGCUCCCACCCCGGCCCCCCCCACUCUGGGCCAGCGAUAGCGGAGCGUAGAUCAUGGAGGCAGAGACGGAAUCCCCCCCCCCGCGACCUAGAGCUGUCGGCGCUUGAAGCCGAAAAAGAGCCGAUGGCGGCGAGAGCGGAGAACGAGGAUGAAGAGGAAGAAGAAAGGGGGGGCCCUGCCCCCCCCGGGCCCGAUCCUGUCCCCCUCCCCGGCAGCGAAAAGAACGGCUUGGUGAAAAUCCCAACGGAUGAAGAAUUGGGGGGGGGCCCCGACGUUUCAGGGGGUUGUAAAUUUACAGGUUUAGGGAAAGAAGAAUUAUUGCGGGCGGCGGGGGCCCCCCCCUGGGCGAAGGCUCGAGCUCUCCUCCUCUUCCUCUUCUGGCUCGGCUGGUUGGGGAUGUUGGGGGCCGCCGCCGCCAUCGUCGCCCGGGCCCCCCGCUGUCGACCCCUGCCCCCCCGCGCUUGGUGGGAGUUGGGGGGGCUUUAUCGAGCCCCCCCGCGUCCCUUUGCGGGGGACUUGAAAGGCGUGGCGGCGCGGCUGGAUCACGUGGCGGGGCUGCACAUGCGGGGGCUGGUGUUGGGGCCGCUGCACCCCCAAAUCUCAGGGGAUCCCCGAAAUUCCUCCCUGGAGCAACUGGAUCCGCUGCUGGGUUCUCUCCAGGACUUUGCCGAUCUCCUGCAGACAGCCAAAAAAAAGGGGCUGCAGGUGAUCCUGGAUUUGACCCCCACUAUUUUGGGGGGGGCGGCCUGGCUCGGGCCAGAGGUGGCCGAGGACCCCGGAUUCCAUGAGAAGGUCAAGCGGGCGCUGAGCGUGUGGCUGGAGCGCGGCGUCGCCGGCUUUUUCCUGGACGGCAUCGAGGAGCUGCAGCCCUCAGUGGUGGCCGAGUGGAGGAACCUGACGGAGCAGAACAGCCCCGACGGCGUCCCCAGGGUGCUGGUGGGGGGCACCCGCCUACGGGACCCCCCCCAAGCUGUUGGCGCUGCUGAAUUCCUCCGGGGUGGGGCUGGUGCUGGGACCCUUCCUGGAGGCGCUGGGGGCCGACCCCCCCGGUUCCGCUAUCGCCCCCCAACUGCUGGACUUCUUGCGCCCCCAAAUCCCCCUGGCCUGGAGUGUGGGCUCCCCCCUGCAGCACCUGGGGGGGCUGAGCCCCCCCCGCGCCCCCCAGCGCUGCUGCUGCUCUGGGGCCGCCUCCCCGGGACCCCCGUCCUCAGUUACGGUGACGAGGUGGGGCUGGGAGACCCCCCCAGCGCCCCCCCGGGCCUGGAGCUGACCCCGAUGCCCUGGGACGUCAUCGAGGGGAUCGAGGAGGGCGACAACAGCACCGAGGCCCGCCUGCUGGAGCUGUGCCGUCACCUGGGUGCCCUGCGGGUGCGGGAGCGGUCAUUGUCGCUGGGGGAGGCAGAGGCCAUCCCCGCCGGCCAGGCGGCCGCUUUCCUGCGGAGCUGGGACCAGAGCGAGCGGUUCCUGGUGGUCCUGAAUCCCGGGAAUCAGCCCCUCCACCUGGCCCUGGAGGACGCCCGCCUGCCCCCCCAAGCCACCCUGCGCCUCAGCACCCACCGUCCGCUCCCCCAGGACCCUCAGGUCGAUCUGGGGAACUUCGAGCUACUGCCUUACGAGGGGCUGCUGCUCAGCUUCCCCUACACCCCAUAGCGCCCGCCCUGCCCCACGGCAUCUGUGGGGCAGGAGCAGGGUGCCCCCCCCACUUCUCCCCACCCCAGCACCCACAGGACAGGGUGACACCCACCCCCCCAGCACCCACAAGUGGAUCGAGCCCCCCCUCUCCCCCCCCAACACCCACAGAACAGGGGGACACCCCCCUCCCUACCCAGCACCCACAAGUGGAGGGGCCCCCAGCACCCAUCAGAGCCUGGGGGGCACCUACAGCACCUACAUGUGGCCUUACAGCCCCCCCCCCCGCCCCCCCCAGCACCCAGAAGCUGGGGGGGAUCCAAUACCCAAUCCCCCUCACCCAUUUUGGGCAGGGGGUCACUUCCCACCCCAUGCACCCCCCCCCAUUUUGCCUCCCCCCCCCGUUUUGGGGGUGCCCCCCCCCAUUCCCCUGGGUCUUUGGGGGGGGUUCCUUCUUCCCCUCCCACACACUCCAGUUUGGGGGGGUCCUUGGCAGUAUUGGGGUCCCCAGGGUGGGGGGGCCCCCCUUUGUCCCUGGGGGGGCUUUUGGUGAAUAAAUGAGCUGCAUUUGUGCCCCUGA